Messenger RNA from Echinostoma caproni, 921 nucleotides. The record is from the annotation of a GenBank genome assembly. NCBI's taxonomy places the organism in Eukaryota, Metazoa, Platyhelminthes, Trematoda, Plagiorchiida, Echinostomatidae.
AUGAAGAAAUCAGAGAUUAGGCAAAAACAGUUAGAUUUGGAGAUUGCGAUUUUGGACGAUGAAAGGCAUUCUCUCAGAGGAGAUGACGACUAUGGAGAUGAAGUCAUGGAACGAUUAGAACAUGUUAAGGAUUACGUUUACCUUUGGCCGGCAGACCGGCCAUUACCCAACACUACUAUGGCGUCUAACAAAACCACGCACACUGCAAGACGACUUCCCGAGUUGAGUCUGGUGCGUUUCGACGGCACCCCAAGGAAGCUUUGUAUAUUUUUGAACAGUUUUAAGCAAGAUGUUGCUGCACAUCUAAGAACCGACAGAGGAAGGUUAGCGUACCUUAUCCAUUGUUGCGCUGGAGAAGAGCGAGAAGCUAUGGAAGAGUGUGUGUUGUUAUCCGAAGACAUCGUGUACAUAAAGGCUUUGUCAAUACCAGAAUCCCAGUUUGGUUGUCCAGAUGAGAUCACCGAGAACCCGCUGGACGGGUUACUUCAUGGAAAUAAGUUGAUGACUAGCGAUAUCUAUGGCCUCCGGAAACUGAUUCGCCAGGUUGUCAAUAGUGAGAUAAUCCUUCAACAGAUGGGUUACGCUUCUAUUCUUAACUGCUCCACAACCAUCAAGGCAGUUACACGGCGUAUCCCCGAGUACAUGCAGCUGAAGUGGGCAGAUGAAAUGACUAGUAGUCGGCUACAAGGUAACCCGCCGUUGGAUAUCGAGGUUAAACAUGAUCGGGUUAUCGCUGCUCUUGUUACAUCUGUCUCCCCCAUGGAUAAACUAAUUGCCUAUUAUUCAUCCUGGACAAGAUUGAAGCGAGCUGUCGCUUGGUUUGCCAGAUUCAAGACCUUUCUCAAGANAAAGUCGGACGGAUCGACUCCUCAGUGGAACGUCAAGAACGCGAUCACUCUAGGCGAACUAAAGUACGCAUAA